Electrophorus electricus (electric eel) is the source of this 1517-nucleotide messenger RNA. It is a transcript of the gene adprs, whose product is annotated as ADP-ribosylserine hydrolase. Gene Ontology annotation, cellular component: mitochondrion; nucleus. The record is from RefSeq and is a predicted model, not a curated record. NCBI's taxonomy places the organism in Eukaryota, Metazoa, Chordata, Actinopteri, Gymnotiformes, Gymnotidae.
AAGGGGAUCACAGAUGUCACGGCGCACUUCACAGCGGUUCAUUUGCAAAUGUAGGCUGCAGCAUAUAUCUGUUAAAAAUUACUACGUAAGCCUCGAAGAGCAGUGUUUCGCUUAAUUGAUUAGCGGGAGAAUGACGAGUGCAGUAAAACUAGCUGCUUUAGGGGGACAGGUAUCAACGCUGUCUCGAUUUCGUGGUGCUCUAGUUGGUGCCGUUCUGGGAGAUUGUAUAGGCGGCGAAUUUGAAGGAGCUGAAGAUGUCCCUUUUGAUCGGGUUCUUCAGCAUCUUAGUGGACUUGAGGAUGACACACGAGGUGAUGGUCAUCUAAAUUUUGUUUAUACCAUUGGAGUGUCCGAAUGUAUACUGCAGUAUAGUGAUGACACAGCCAUGAUGCGCUGUGUUUCCCAUUCACUUCUGACCAGGACAGGAUUUGACGAGCAAGACAUGGCUCGCAGAUUUGCAAAGGAGUAUAGCCUUGCUCCAGGUCGUGGCUAUGGAUCAGGAGUCGUCCAGGUUCUGCGGAAACUUGCCUCGCCUCAACUUAGUGAUGUGUUUCAGCCAGCACAAGCUCAGUUUGGUGGGCGCGGGUCAUUCGGGAAUGGUGGGGCAAUGAGAGCUGCACCCUUUGCCCUUGCCUUUAAAAAUGCUGCUGACGUACGGAGGUACUCAAGGCUAGGUGCUAUGCUCACCCACUCUUGCUCUCUGGGCUACAACGGUGCUGUGCUGCAGGCCCUUGCUGUCCACCUGUCUCUGCAGGGCACUCUGGCCUUACCACAGGAAUUCAUCAACAAACUCAUCUCCGAGAUGGAGGCAGUAGAAAAAGAUGAGACAGCCCAGCGUGACUCUAAAGCGCUUAAUUUAGCAGAGUUUCCAUAUUGUGCACGCUUACACAAAGUCAAGGAGCUUAUGGAGCGGAACGGUGCAAGCAUUGAGGAGGUCAUAUCAGAACUGGGGAAUGGCAUUGCUGCCCUGGAGUCUGUCCCCACAGCCAUCUUCUGCGUGUUGCAUUGCUUGGAGGCACGGGAAGGCCUGCCAGAGCACUAUGGUGGCCUGGAGAGGACAAUAGCCUACAGCUUGGCCCUGGGAGGGGACACAGACACCAUUGCAUGUAUGGCAGGUGCCAUUGCAGGGGCCCACUAUGGCAUUCUUGCCAUUCCCCAAAGCUGGCAGAGGAGCUGUGAGGGAGCAGAGGAAGCCGACCAGCUGGCUGAGCGCCUGUACAAACUGUACCACCUCGAACGGCCAGAGGAUGGCAUGACCAUGAGCGACAGCAAUCAGCCACACUCACAUGGCAGUAGUCAGCAUCCACCAAAUUCUGACUGACCCACCAUAUUAGUACACAUACACAAAGAAACGCACCCUUUCAUGCUCAAGCACACUGCAGUAGUUUGGCGCCUAGUGUCAUACACACACAGCUGACAUAGAGCAGACCUUUCUCAAAAGGCUAAAACAUUGUGUCAUAUGUCUUAUAUUGUGGAAAACUGUUUACAAUAAAAUAACAAAAGCACUUCCAUCUUAA